UAAACGUUCACACGCUCACUAUUGAACUGUCAUCGACUCAUCCUCACCGACAUGCAGUCAUCGGCGAUGGACCGCAAUGCCACGGUAGACGAAGUGAAGAUGUCCGAACGAUUUCGCGCACCCGAUGCUGAUUUGACGAUUCUAUCCUCCGACGGUGUGCUUUUCAAAGUGCACAGGAGAAACCUGGAGAUGCACUCCGAGUGCUUUCCGGGCGAGGAUCCUGUUAUAUCGGAUAGCCCAGAGGUCGUGGCAUUGACCGAAAAGGCGAGCAUCCUCGAACUCUUGUUUCAAUACAUGUAUCGCCAGCCGCAACCUGAUUUGACGGAGUUGGACUUUUACGAGUUCGCUUUGCUCGCCGAGGCGGCCGAGAAGUAUGGAGUAUAUCCGGCUCUAGAGGUCUGCAAGCUGCAGAUGAGGAAUGCAAUCCCCGACUAUCCGCUCACUGUUCUUGGCUACGCGGCAAGACACGGUCAUAAUAAGCUGGCUGACGAGGUUGCUCCUCGAACCGUGGGUAUGUUGCUUGAGUUCGCCCUACACGUUCUGGGCCCGUCCGUCUUCAUACAAUGGUAUCGUGAAGCCUUGAUUCAGGCGUUACUGCUUGUGCCCACUAUGACGGGAACGCUGCUUCACGAGGACGGCUUGGUAACAUGCGAGGAAUGGCAGCCCUUCCAGAAUGCUGUCCUGCUUAGCUUUCGUCAGGACUUCCAGAGAUUCCUGAAUGUGGCGGCAGUUUUCACAGAUAACAUCCAACUGUUGAGAUCCUGCGAUCAUUGCCGCCAUCGAGCCGCUCGAUGGCAAGCACAUUUGGAGUCGAUGUUCUCUGACAUACUACCCAAGUUCAGCAGUGUUAGAUGUACGUAGGUGACCGGUCUUGAAUUGACCGGAUGCACAGGAUAUUUUGCUUCCGCCUGCGUACUCAAAGCAGUGGUCGAUAGUUUGACUCGUCCACGGCAAUGCCUGCGCUGAUGCAUCGAUACGUGAAGCCUGCGGUACAAGCCCCAGCUCUUGGGUUCAACAGUGGCGCGGCCCCAGUCGUAAAUCCUCAUCAUGGCGUGUUGCCUUGAUUGGUUCCUGUUGUGGCCCUCUCAAGGUUUCUGGCUCAUUUGGCCUCGUGGUUUGUAAGGCGUCGCACACACGGGGCGAACGACAAAUCUUCUGCAUACAAAUGCUAGCAAGUCCCGCACAUUCGGACAAGGUCCCAUCAUUUUCGUUGCU
Molecule: messenger RNA, 1215 nt
Organism: Laetiporus sulphureus 93-53
Lineage: Eukaryota; Fungi; Basidiomycota; Agaricomycetes; Polyporales; Laetiporaceae
Exons: 4
Coding region: 52-861 (269 amino acids)
Source: RefSeq, a predicted model, not a curated record